GGUUCUCCAGCUCUCACUCUGAUGGAUCUGCAGUUCAGCUUCAGUCUGGUUCUGCUCACCAGCACAGCUUCACUCCUCCCACAACCAUGUCCAGUUCUCCCAGUCACACCAGUAUAAGCCGCCUGCGCUCGGAGGGAAAGCUCUGCGACGUGGUGCUCAGAGCCGACGGCGUGAACUUCAGCGCUCACAAAAUCCUCCUGUGUGGUUCCAGCUCCUACUUCACGUCUCUCUUCACCUCCGGCUGGAGGGGCACCGGGGGGGCGGUGCACACCGUACCGGGCGUGUCUCCCGUUACCAUGGAGCUCAUCCUGAGCUACGUCUACACGGGCCGGGUGGAGGUCACGGCCCAGAACGUGGAGCGGCUCCUGGAGGCGGCCGAUCGGCUGGACGUGGCGGGCGUGGUCCGGCUCUGCUGCCGCUUCCUGGAGGCUCAGCUCGGCGUCCACAACUGCGUGGGCAUCCGCAGGUACGCAGAAGUGUACUCGUGCGGCGAGCUGCGUGACCGCGCCCACGCCUACGUCCUGCAGAACUUCGAGGAGAUCGUCCGAGGUCCCACCGAGGAAUUCCUGGAGAUGAGCCUGGCAGAGCUCAGCAGCAUCCUGGACCAGGACCAGCUGAACGCCAGGCGAGAGGAGACGGUGUUCGAGGCGGCGAUGAGGUGGAUCGGACACGCCCCGGAUCGGCGCUCGCAGUACGUGGUGUCGCUGCUGCCGAAGGUGCGACUGGGCCUGAUGAGUCCCGAGUACUUCCUGACCCAGGUGAGGACAUGCCCGCUGCUCAGCGGGUACCAGCAGUGCAGAUCCAUCAUCGCCCGCACCCUGAAGGUCAUCUCGGACAUCGACGUGACCGGACUGACCGACGCCGCGCUCCAGCUUCCCCUGUGUCGCCCGCGGCUCCCACACUCUCUCCUGUUCACCGUCGGCGGCUGGAGCGAAGGAAGCCCGACCGACGCCAUAGAGGCGUACGACCCGCGGGCGGGGCGCUGGAGGCGGGUCUUCUGCUCGGAAGGAGCUCCGCGAGCCUAUCACGGCUCGGCGUACCUGGACGGAUUCCUCUACGUCAUCGGAGGCUUCGACGCCGUCGAUUACUUCAACACCGUACGCAAGUUCCACCCGGUCGCCCGGACCUGGCACGAGGUGGCACCCAUGCACUCCCACCGCUGCUACGUUAGCGUCGCCCUGCUGGACGGCUACAUCUACGCCAUGGGAGGCUUCGACGGCGUCACCAGACUCGACACGGCCGAGCGCUACAAGCCCGAGACCAACCAGUGGAGCCUCGUGGCGCCCAUGCACGAGCAGCGUAGUGACGCCAGCGCCGCCACCUUAAACGGAAAGAUCUACGUCUGCGGCGGCUUCGACGGUAACGAGGUCCUGUCCACCGCCGAGUGUUUCGACCCACGGAGCGGGCAGUGGACCCUGAUCGCCCCCAUGAGCUCGCGCAGGAGCGGCGUGGGCGUGGUCGCUCUCAAUAACAGACUGUUUGCGGUGGGCGGUUUCGACGGAGUCAGACGGCUGCGCAGCGUGGAGGUCUACGCCCCUCAGUCCGACUCGUGGAGGAACGCGUCCUCCAUGUUCCACCAGCGGAGCAACUUCGGCGUGGCCGUGCUGGACGAGCGCCUGUACGCGGUCGGAGGCUUCGACGGCCGCGGCGUCACCGCCAAGUCCGAGCGCUACGACGAGAGCGGCGACGACUGGUUCGACGUUCAGGACAUUAGCGUCAGACGCAGCGCGGCGAGCUGCUGCGUCGUCUCGGCUCUUCCCAACGUCACCGACUACACCCUCCACCGGGGGCGUCCGGACGCCUCCUGAUUUUAGGAAGAGAACCUUUAAGUUCCAGAUUUACUCUGUGAGGAAAUAAAUACUGCAAACUGAA
This is a messenger RNA of Trichomycterus rosablanca, 1872 nucleotides long. RefSeq names its product kelch-like protein 10. NCBI's taxonomy places the organism in Eukaryota, Metazoa, Chordata, Actinopteri, Siluriformes, Trichomycteridae. The transcript has a single exon. Gene Ontology annotation, molecular function: protein binding. The record is from RefSeq and is a predicted model, not a curated record. Bases 87 to 1808 code for a protein of 573 amino acids.